AUGGAUGCAAAUCUCGACUCGCCAGCGCAGAUGGCAUGCAUAUCUCUGUUUGAGGAUGACCUGUCACGCUGGGAGGCAGUAAAAGACCGCAACGCCAUCGCCGACGGUCUCUUCUUCUGCGCCUCUGCAAAGACAAAGGUCUACUGCCGACCCGUGUGUAAGGCCCGCCUCCCCCGCCGCGAAAAUGCAUCCUUCUACAAGACCAGUAGAGAGGCCCAAGCGGCAGGGUUUCGCCCUUGCAAACGCUGCCGGCCCGAUCUGGAUGGCAUUAUGCCGGAAGACGUUGCCGUGCUCAAAGUACAGGCAUUUCUAGAAAGUAGAAAAGGAUUUUUCAACCACGGGUCCACGCCGGAAAGCCUGAGCCAGAUGGCCAGACAGGCUGGGCUAUCUAAAUGGCACUUCCACAGGGUGUUCAAGAAGUACACGGGAAUGACUCCUGUCCAGUACGGAAGGAUGGGGAGACGAAGCUUUACCUGGAUUCAGAGUGAAUUUGUCAGCCAAGAAAUCGGUUAUAUGGAUCUAUUGACCCAAGCAACUGAGGAGUGUCCACCACUACUGGAACCCCUGAUGCUCGAAAGUUCUACUUCAAGUAGCUUCUCAGACAGCCAGAGCGAGGACAACCCCGGUGGCGAACCAAACUGCGUAUUUUGGCCACAGAGUUAG
Molecule: messenger RNA, 663 nt
Organism: Trichoderma gamsii
Lineage: Eukaryota; Fungi; Ascomycota; Sordariomycetes; Hypocreales; Hypocreaceae
Product: AraC family transcriptional regulator
Exons: 1
Coding region: 1-663 (220 amino acids)
Biological process (GO): DNA repair; regulation of DNA-templated transcription
Molecular function (GO): zinc ion binding; DNA-binding transcription factor activity; methyltransferase activity
Source: RefSeq, a predicted model, not a curated record